CAUAUAGGUCACGUGACAGGAAGAGAAGUUGUUCAAAACAAGAAGUCGUAAUGGGGCGACUGGAUAGUACUUUUGUUUUCAUGCUGUCAUUAUGUUCUAUAGUUAAUUGCUUUCAAAGAGAUCCGACACCGUACAGAGAUUCUGACUGCCCCGAGGGUACGCCUGUAGGACUCGGUGUAAACAAUGGCCGACGAGUUCCGGACAGUGCCUUCACUGCCUCGUCAUCUCACACCAACAGGGAUCCCGCCAAGGGCAGGCUAGACGAACAAGCAGGUGCUUGGACUGCGAAGGUGCAGGAUGCCAGUCAGUGGCUGGCAGUGGAUUUAGGACGUGAAUACGUAAUCACGAAACUUCAGACGCAAGGUCGACAAGGGUCAGGGGAAUAUGUCAGUGAAUAUAUGUUUGCUUUCUCCAAUGAUGCAAUUACGUGGCGAUAUUAUACCAAUGAAUUUGGAAUCAGAGAGAUGUUUGUUGGAAAUACUAACUCUCAGGACACCGUUACACGGGUUCUUAAAUACCCUAUCAUGGGUAGAUACGUCAGAUUCCAUCCACAGCGCUGGGUAGAAAUUAUUUCUCUUCGUGUCGAAAUCUAUGGCUGUCCGUACACCCCGGAAGUGGCCCGUUUCAGUGGUAACGGUUAUAUCCAUUAUGAUCUGUCGACCUUAAAUCCCCCACCCAGCACCACAUCGGACCAGAUAAAACUGCGAUUUAAAACCAGCAACCAAAAUGGAGUCCUGCUGUAUGCUGAUGGCAACCAGGGAGACUUCAUUGCUUUACAGCUUCAUAGAGGAAAUCUGCUUUUCAGCAUUGAUCUCGGAUCCACCCAGCUGCAGCGUGGACUGACUCAGCAGACAGGGGGCAGUUUAUUGGACGACAGUCAGUGGCAUGACAUCAUCAUCCGACGUAACCACACAAAGAUCACCCUGGUCGUAGAUCGACUGGAGACACACUUUGAGACUAAUGGCCUCUUCUACAGACUUAACUUGGAUAAAAAGAUAUAUUUGGGAGGAUUGCUGACUUUUAACAUGAAUGGCAUUACUGUGAAAUAUAACUUUGACGGAUGUUUGGAUAAUGUUGUGUUUAAUGGGAUCCGUAUGAUCCGGGACACUAAGAACGGAUUUAAGGGCUUCUCCAUGGUAGGGGCAAUGCCUGACCCCUGGAACUGUAAGAUGAUAGCUCCAAUGCCGGCGACCUUCUUCUCUCUGGAUUCCUAUAUCCUUACCACGAGUGAUGCAGGAGGUAAUGCCUUCAGAGUCCGCUUUGACUUCCGAACCCAUGAUGAGGAUGGAAUUCUCUUGUAUCAUGAAUUCCAAACAGGCGGAUUUUUUAGGGCUUCUCUAGAUAAAGAUGGAUAUGUCAACUACGAGCUCCAAGAUGCAAAUGGUCAAAAAAUAGAGGACAAAGUUAGGAACACUGCCCUGGAGUACACCAGUAGUUUUUCCGAUGGUUUGUGGCACGCCUUCUCAGUGGUGGCAAACCAAGAGAUGUUGAAUGUCACUGUUGACCUUAACUCAAAAGUGUCCAGUAGAAAACUGACCCUGGCAUCCGGCACUGACUACUACAUAGGUGGCUAUACGAUUGGAAUAAGCUUCCGUGGCUGCAUCAGAAACAUUGUCCGAGACUACAAACCCCUAGAUCUAAAGGGAACAGACUUCACCAGUAAAGACAUUCAAGUGGGAACUUGUGGAUUAAUCGACAGGUGUACCCCUAAUCCAUGUGAGAAUGGGGGAGUGUGUGACCAGGAUUGGAAUACGUUUACCUGUGAUUGUGGGACGUCUGGUUAUGAAGGAGCUGUGUGUCAUCGAUCCUCAUAUUACCUGUCCUGUGAUAUGCACAAAAUGUACACAUCUGAUGAGAAUGAGGAGAAGACCUACCUAGACCCUGAUGGAUCCGGGCCUCUUAAACCAUUCCAGGUGCUCUGCUCAGGAAAAGUUGAGCUUGGAAAAGAAGUGGUGACCAAAAUCGGCCACAACAGUGAGGAUCUGAUCACGGUAAAUGGUUACCAGGCACCAAACUUUUACGUCAGACAAAUCGAGUACGACGCUGAUCUUCCAGAAUUAACAGCUUUAAUCGAGCGAGCCGCCACGUGUACGCAGGGUCUCUCUUACAAAUGCCGAAAUUCUCGUCUUCUGAUCAGCCCAGGAAGUGAAGCACCAGAGUAUCCACAUUGGGGUUGGUGGGUUGGCAGGACGUAUCAGCCCAUGUACUACUGGGGAGGGGCAGCCCCGGGGUCAGGGAAAUGUGAGUGUGGCCUGACAGAGGUGGGCUGUGCGGGAGGACAGAAGCUGUGUAACUGUGACUCUCAGCUGAACGAGACGGAUGAAGGACAGAUCCAACACAAGGAUUACCUCCCCAUUCUGGAGCUCCACUUUGGAGACACAGGGACAGCUGUAGAUAAUAAGAUUGGGUAUCAUAAAGUGGACAAACUGGAAUGUCGAGGCGACAAUUUGCUAGACAACGUCAUUACAUUCAGAAAGGCCGAUGCUUCCAUACAUCUGUCUACUUUUGAGGCCGAACCCUCUGGUGAUAUCUGGUUCCAGUUUAAAACUACAGCAUUUGAUGGCAUAAUGGUGCACCAGUCUGGAAAGCCUGAUUUCAUCAAAAUAGCUAUUGCAAAUGGCAACACUGUCCAGUUCAGCUAUGAUGUUGGAAAUGGUGCCCAAGUCAUUGAGUACCGCUCCACGAAUGCUCUCAACGACGACCAGUGGCACACGGUCCAUGUAGAGAAGAACAGAAAGGAGGCGUGGCUGCGUGUGGAUAACUUUCCCGCUCAGACAUCACAGGAGGGGAUAGGAGAGAAGACGAGGACACUGGAUCUGACAGGCUACCUCUUUAUUGGUGCCAGUGUUGAGGACAGGAACGGUUAUGUGGGGUGCAUGAGGGGCCUGAGGAUCAACGGUGUCCUCCAGGACCUGAGGGGACUUGUACACAGAGAGGAGGUCACCUACGGGGUGUCUGAGGGCUGUGUCGGAAAGUGUGCCAACCAGAUGUGCUUCAAUGGGGGCACCUGUAUCGAGGGGUACUCAGGGUACACAUGUGACUGUGCUUACACUCCAUUCAGAGGCUGGAACUGUGGGCGAGAGGUUGGUGUGAAUAUGCUGAAGGAGUAUAUGAUUCAGUAUGAGUUCAGUAACCAGCAGGGGCUAUCAGCCACAGACUUCAUGCACGUAAGAGUAGGCUUCACCACCAAAAAGAAGCAGGGCAUCUUACUGCAGCUCCAGGAUGCAAAAAAUGAAGAGUAUAUCUCCCUUGAGGUCAACAAUGCAGGUGGUAUAAAAUUUGCCCUGGAUGUUGGAUCAGAGAGAUUUGAGGUGAAUACCCCUAACCAUGGUAUCGACUACACCAAUGGACAACAGCAUGAAGUCAGAAUGUGGAGAACAGGGGAAAAUGGAAAUCUAGUCCACAUACAGGUUGACAACUAUCCUGAGGAAGCACUGUCUUAUGGCACCAAAUUCAGUGACAAUAUUCUAGAUGACCCCAAGUACCUCUUUGUUGGGAACAACAGUACACAGUCGACCACCCGUGGGUUUGAAGGCUGUAUAUUCAGAAUGGAAAUUGACAAUGUCUACCCACUAAAAAGAGCCUUCCAAGAUCCGAAGCCUGACUUUGUUACACUUUAUCCCGAAGGUAAACUGCGGGAGGAUAUGUGUGGUUAUGAGGAAACCACGGUCCUUCCAGACCCCAUCGAGUCCCGUCCAAUAAACCAAGGGGAUCUAGUGGACAUCACCUACCCCACUCCUCCCGAUCCAGUGAUAGAAAAGAAAAUCAUUGGAGGUGUGGUUGGGGCCAUUUGCUUCCUUAUUUUGAUAGUCAUUGUUGGACUGUUAUUCUAUUGCCGAGACAAGGGUGAUUAUGAAACCAAAGAAGCAAAGGGUGCGGACAUUGCUGAGAAUGCCGAUGUUGCUGUCGUAUUUAAUCAAACGGGAGUACCAGACAUUACUAAACGCCAGGAAUUCUUCAUGUGAUAUUUACAUAUCCAAUUAAUGAUGAAAUAUUGUCUAUUUACUGUGUUAGUAAUCUCAACUCACAAUCUCAACGGCUUUCACCGGGAUUUAUUCUCGGUCAAAAGGAAAGGUAUGCGUGUGGGGAAAAAAUUCCUCUGUAAAGUAAGAAUUUAUUAAAAAGAAAUGUGUAAACUUGCAUUUUAAAAUAUUGAUUCCCCAUAUGCAGGGGAGUUGAGAUAAAGUUGCUACAAAAAUGUGAUAUUAUACAGAUUAAUGUAUAUGUAAAGAAUCAAUGUGUAUAUUUUUGUAUAUUAGGCUAUUUACCUUGAACAAUUUGAAUGCAUUCCAUGUACAAUGUAUAUAUAUAAGUCUAAUUUUCAUGCAAUAUAUGUGUUUGUGGCGACUUGUGGUAUGAAUUUUUUGAUUGAAGAAGAGAGCUAGACUGUGUGAAUGGAACCCAUAAUUUUAUUAUAUUCCAAGAGCUUUGAGGAGAUAGUUUUAUAGUUAUACAUCAUAUCCUAAUUCUGCAAAUUGCAUGCAUGUGCACAUGUAUAUUAGGCCUCUCCAUACAACAAAACAUAUCACAUUUCAUCAAGUUACAAUAUAUUGAAACCUAAUUAUCAGUAUGGUUGUGAUUUGAAUUCAUAUCAUUGAAGAUAACAACUUCUAGUUCUAUAUUAAGAUUUUUAGGUUUUACUUUUAAGGUCUUUUUGUAUAUUUUACAUGAUUUACAGGUAACAUAUGUAUAUACAAGUGCCAUUAUUCCAUUAUUUCUAUCGUACUAUAUCAUUCCUCAUUUUACACAUGAAUUUUUACAGCAAUAAACAUGAUUUUAUAAAUCUGU
This is a messenger RNA of Saccostrea cuccullata (small rock oyster), 4788 nucleotides long. RefSeq names its product neurexin-4-like. Lineage: Eukaryota; Metazoa; Mollusca; Bivalvia; Ostreida; Ostreidae. The coding region runs from base 51 to 3965 and encodes 1304 amino acids. The record is from RefSeq and is a predicted model, not a curated record. The transcript is spliced from 24 exons.